AUGAAUCUCAUUUUAUCUUCCAUUCUUACUCUCGCAUUUCUCCCCACAAUCCAUGCGCUGUUUUUUUCGAAGAAUAUUCUCUGCAAUCAAUCCGUUCCUUUUCCUUCAAUUGACCACUCGGUUCUCAUCGAUCAGACUGUAGUCAUAACUCUAUGUAACAUCACAUUCAACGUUGCGAUUCAUCCCAAUGAACAGUUCUUCGCACGCAACUUCUCCGCAGACAAACGAAUUCAAUCCCAACCAAACUAUCGAUUCGCCUAUCUCGGUCGAAUACUCAAUGAAAAUCGUUCAAGUAUCAGUUUAAUCCUUCAUCCUCAUUUACAAAUCUACAUUUAUCUCAACGGCACAUAUUAUUACUAUCUAACUUCAUCAGAAGGCACUUUCAUGAUCCUGAAAUUCUCCCAACGACAGCUACUUCAAUAUUAUCCCCAAUUAGUUAACGAUAGUUUCUGGAAUAAAUUACAACAAGAAGAAAAUCUUUAUCAACAGAACUCUAUUGUUUUACGCGAUUUGCAUUUUAUAUAUGAAUUAUUAACACUAAGAUGUGAGAGUGAGAAUUCGCAGUAUCAAACCAUCGGAUUUUGCUCGUUGGCGCUGUUUGUCGAUCAGACUCUAUAUGAGAAAAUCUUUCAAUCGAAUGUUUAUUAUUUGUAUACAUUUAUUGAACAUUUUAACUUUUUAUUACGAACUCUAACCCAGAAUCGAUACGGAGGAUUCUUAAUACAACGUUUGACCAUAAACAAUCAGCUUCCAGUCAGUCAAAACUCAUCGUUUGAAAGCCUCUACAACUUAUCAUCAAAUAUGAAUUAUUCGUUGAGAAAUUAUUGCCUCGUUCAUCAAAUGUUACUAUCAAAUUCUGAAGGCGAAAGUUUUGUUCUCGGUUAUCAAUCUUCAACAAAUACAUAUGACGUCGGUGGACUUUGCUCACCUCCAUUUUCAACAAUAAAUAACCAAUCGGAUGAAAUUAAUCUGAAUACAGGUGUAUCGAUUAUCAAUGAAAAUAUCACCAGAAAUCUUUCGAUGUUUUUCAAUGGUUUGAUGAAAACAAGUUAUCUUUUCGCUCGUCAAAUGGGUUUGAAUUUAACCCUAUGCUCGACCAAUGCCACUCGACGAGGUUUCUUUCAAUUCAAUACCCAAGUAGCACCAGUUGUGCAGCUUUGUAUUGAUCUCGUUGCACCAACUUUACAAUUAGCGCUGCAACGACGCGCGCAUUUCUGUUUUAAGUAUUUGAAUGUUUAUAAUUCCUCGAGUCAAGCAAUGAAACAGCAGAUUUCUUGCAGACAGUUAUCGGAUCCCGAAGCGAUCGAUGGCAAACAUAAAAAAAAUCCUUCAAUUGAAAAUGUUUUAACUGAUACUCGACGCGGCGAAUGGUUUGAAGGAAAUAUCGUCGGGAUCAUCAUCACAUUUUCAUUGGUUAUCUGGAUUCCUGUUAGUUGUUUUGUACAUUUUUGCAGAGAUGAAAUAAACAAGAAGGCGUUUUUGGAGAAACAGCAACAGCAGCAAGAAUUAGAAACUUUACAAAUGAGAUCAUCAACUACGGAUCAAGCUGGUGUGACGAAACAAACUCAAACUGAUUAA
Messenger RNA from Adineta ricciae, 1578 nucleotides. The record is from the annotation of a GenBank genome assembly. Lineage: Eukaryota; Metazoa; Rotifera; Eurotatoria; Adinetida; Adinetidae.